AUGAAGUUUAUGAAGCUUGGAUCCAAACCUGAUUCUUUUCACAGAGAUGGAAACAAUGUAAGGUGUGUUGCUACUGAUUUGGCGACAGACAUUGUAGUCAAUGUAGCAAAUGUGAAGUUCCAUCUUCACAAGUUCCCACUUCUCGCCAAAUGCGAACGACUAAAGGAGUUACUGUCCUCAGCCGACGAACAAAACAGAAAAGAAGUCGAUUUUCAUGAUAUUCCGGGGGGGUCCGCGGCCUUUGAGACGUGCGCCAAGUUCUGCUACGACAUCACCAUUAGUCUCAAUGCCCACAACAUCAUCCCGGCCCGUUGCGCGGCCUACUAUCUUCAAAUGCACGAGAACAUGGAAAAAGGCAACCUCGUCUACAAAAUCGACGUUUUCUUCUCAUCCACCGUCCUCAAGACCUGGAAGGACUCCAUUACAGCCCUCAAGACAUCCCAAAAUCUAGUACCCUUGUCCGAGGAACUCAACCUAGUCAACCGCUGCAUUGACUCCAUUGCUGACCUGGCAUCCCUCGAUGUCUCCAGGGUGGACUGGUCCUACACAUACAACCAGAAGAAGCUCUUCGAGGAAAAUGUGGUCGGGCCAGGCCCCAACCAGACCCGGACUGUGCCUGACGAUUGGUGGGCUGAGGACCUAAGUGGGCUGGGGACAGAUUUUUACGAGCGGGUGAUCAUCGCCAUAAAAAAUAAAGGGUCGGUCGCGAACAAUGUGAUUGGGGAGGCCCUGAAAGCGUACGCGUACCGGAAGCUGCCAAGUUCAAGCAAGGGUGGAAUUGUAAUUAAGAAAAAUGACGUCGAGAGGUUCCAGGCCGUGCUGGAGACAAUCGUGCGACUGUUGCCAGAGGAAAGGGGCAGCGUGUUGUGCGGAUUCCUGCUCAAGCUGCUGAAAGCGGCCGCGUCCUUGAAUUUGGGUGGGGAUAUAAAAGCGGAGCUUGUGAAAAGAAUUGGAUGGCAGCUUGAGGAGGCUUGUGUGAAGGAUUUAUUGAUUACUGGGGAAAAAACCAAGUAUGAUGUUGGCAUGGUGCAGAAAAUGAUCGAGCAUUUCAAGAGUCGUGGCAGGGAGAAUGGCAGCGAGGAUAGUGAAGAAACUAGACAGCCGCCCGAAAUAACAUUGUUGUCAGAGGCUUCUGAGGUGAUGGUAGCUAAGAUUGUCGACGGCUAUUUGGCGGAGAUUGCUAAAGAUCCAAAUUUGCCCCUUUCGGUUUUCGUCAGCACAGCUGACAUGUUGUCGGGUUUUUCACGAGCCUCGCAUGACGCUCUGUAUCGGGCGAUUGAUACGUAUCUCAAGAACCACCCAGAGACUACGAAGGGCGAGAGGAAGAGAAUAUGUGGGCUGAUGGACUGCCGAAGGCUGUCGUCGGCUGCAUGCACCCACGCCGUACAGAACGACAGGCUCCCUCUUCGAGUGGCCGUCCAAAUCCUCUUCUUCGAGCAGAUGCGAUCCGCCACAAGAUCGGGGGCCAGCACGCCGGACCACUCCAAGCUGGUCAACGACGACCUCAGAUCUAAAGAUGGUGGGGAGGAACUUAGAGAGGCAAGAAACGGCGCUGCAGCCCAAGGGAAUGAGAGAGGGAACAUGAUCGGGGGCUGUAAGGAUAAGGCCACGUGUGGAAAAACGAGAAAAAUGUUUAUGAAAGUGUGGUCGACAAAGGAGAGGGAUGAUGAGAACAGUGGCUCAUCGACUUUAGAUGGGUGA
This is a messenger RNA of Striga hermonthica, 1701 nucleotides long. The record is from the annotation of a GenBank genome assembly. NCBI's taxonomy places the organism in Eukaryota, Viridiplantae, Streptophyta, Magnoliopsida, Lamiales, Orobanchaceae.